AUUCAAUAUAUAUACACAUACAUACAUUACCGUCUUAACCUCCUCCUCUCCCUACCCAUGAUUUCUGGCAUUUUAACGGGAAAGAUUCAUACGGUACAUUAUAUAAAAUUGUAAAAAUUUCUCGAAAUCCAAAAGAUACAUAAAAAAUUUCAAGAAAAAAUUAUAAAAGGAUUUGGAAAAUUCAUUGGUUUCUUCCUUAUCACACUCCCCAAAUACGUUCACUCAUUUUCCUUUGUCCAUAUCUCACCCUUCUCUUUGUCCAAAAAAGGAGAGAUUCUCCGCCAUUAAUAUGAGAUUUCGAUCAACACCUGUGCACAAAUCAGCCGCGACUGUGAUCUCGGCGGUUAUCUUCCUUUUCCUGAUACACGGCGCCCACUGCUUCGACCUUCCUGGUGCCGCUACCGAGAUCUUCCAAAAGAUAGGAGAAGAGAGAAAGAUAUCGUUAGCUCCUCAUUGCGGCUCAAAUCCACCCAUAUUGGACCCUGAAAGUGGAGUUGGGCAUGUUGAGAAACUUGCUGAUUUCAACAGUUAUGUCUCUGGCUCUCCUGAGUGCAAGCAUGCUGUUCUUCUUGCCUCUGAUGUUUACGGAUAUGAGGCUCCAAACUUGAGAAAGAUCGCUGACAAGGUUGCAGAUGCUGGGUUCUAUGCGGUGAUUCCUGACUUCUUUAAUGGAGAACCCUAUGACCCUAAUAAUCCUGAAAGACCUAAAGAUGCUUGGCUGAAGGAUCAUUCACCGGAAAAAGGUUUUGAAGAUGCAAAGCUAAUGAUUGAUGCUUUGAAAAGUAAAGGGUUUUCAUUAAUUGGAGCUGCUGGGUUUUGUUGGGGUGCUAAAGCUGUGGUUGAACUGACAAAGGCUAAACUUAUUCAAGCUGCUGUGAUAUUACAUCCUUCAUAUGUGACUGUGGAUGAUAUCAAGAGUGUGAAGCUGCCCAUUGCGAUAUUGGGAGCUGAGCUUGACCAUUUGGCUUCCCCAGCAGUUUUAAAACAGUUUGAUGACAUCUUAAGUGCGAAUAAGGUUGAUAGGUUUGUCAAGGUAUUUCCUAAUUGUUCUCAUGGAUGGACGCUCAGAUAUGAUAUUAAUAAUUCAACUGCUGUGGCACGUGCUAACGAAGCGCAUCAAGAUAUGCUGGAAUGGCUUUUGAAGUAUGUCAAGUAAGAGUCUCAUUUUAUGAUGCUGGGUUAUUUAGAAUUCUGUUUGCAAUGUAGUCUGUGUUUCUGUAGAAUAAGAGUGAAUUUUAAUGCAUUGUGCUUUAUUAUGUAAGAUGGAAUGCUAUAGCAUCAAGAUCACAAAUGGUGUCUAUGUUGUAUCAUUUAGCCAAUGCAUUGAAAUUUAUUUUAUAAA
Gossypium arboreum is the source of this 1342-nucleotide messenger RNA. RefSeq names its product endo-1,3;1,4-beta-D-glucanase-like. Lineage: Eukaryota; Viridiplantae; Streptophyta; Magnoliopsida; Malvales; Malvaceae. Gene Ontology annotation, molecular function: hydrolase activity. The transcript has 8 exons. The record is from RefSeq and is a predicted model, not a curated record. Bases 290 to 1156 code for a protein of 288 amino acids.